Messenger RNA from Diaporthe batatas, 2136 nucleotides. RefSeq lists its product as uncharacterized. Gene Ontology annotation, cellular component: nucleus. Bases 1 to 2136 code for a protein of 711 amino acids. NCBI's taxonomy places the organism in Eukaryota, Fungi, Ascomycota, Sordariomycetes, Diaporthales, Diaporthaceae. The transcript has 2 exons. The record is from RefSeq and is a predicted model, not a curated record. Gene Ontology annotation, biological process: mRNA processing. Gene Ontology annotation, molecular function: RNA binding.
AUGUCCUACAAGCGGACGCGGGCGCAAUACGAGGCCGAUCUCCAAAAAUCACAGUCCCCUUAUGUCACAUAUGGAACGCCCCUGCCGCCAUUGGACCCUGACGUCCGUGACGAUGGCUCCUAUGUCCCCGUCUGGAAGCAGGAGGUGAGGGACGAGAGGGGCAGGAAGCGCCUGCACGGGGCUUUUACUGGAGGCUGGAGCGCUGGCUAUUUCAAUACCGUGGGAUCCAAGGAGGGAUGGACGCCUUCGACCUUUGUCUCGUCGCGGUCCAACCGCCGCAAGGACGACAAGUCUGCCACCGGCCAGCGACCUGAGGACUUUAUGGAUGAAGAGGACCUCGCCGACGCACAGGAAUCCGAGAGGCUACAAACUUCACACGCGUUUGCUGGACUGGGCUCAACGGAUGCCGAUCUCGAUCGCCCAGGGGGACUGGCUGGCCUCUUGCACAUGCAAGGCGAGACCAUGGGCACGAAACUGCUCAAGAGGAUGGGCUGGAAAGAAGGCCAAGGUGUUGGACCCAAGGUCCGGAGGAGGGCGGAACUCGGCAUGGCGCCCAACCCGGGGACGGAGGGCACAAGCGAUACUUACCUGUUCGCACCCGAGAAUGCUCCUAUGAUACAGCUUGUCCGCAAGACCGACCGCAAGGGGCUCGGGUAUGAAGGAGAAUCCAGGCUCACGCCGCUUGCAUCAUCAAACACCAGCCAACAUGCACAGUCUGACGACGAGGAUGCGGACGAUCAAGCCUUCAGCCUCGGCCGACCCCGGCUGUUGGGGCACAAGAACAAGAACAAGAACACCAGAGCCCGUGGGGGCAUUGGCAUAGGGGUCCUGAACGAUACCGGCUCUGACGACGAAGACGCGUACGACAUGGGGCCGCGGUUAUCGUACAACAAGGUGAUUGGCGCCAGCAAGACUUUGAAGAAGAAGAAGGACUCAAACUCGACCCCCGCAAAUCCAGCUCUUGGAUCCAAGCCAAGUUUCGUGCCGAGGCGGAAGGCCGUGGUGAAAGCGACCCUCAGCAGUGUGCGGAAAUGUCACGAUGGCCGGCCACCCCUGGACGGAUUCGUCCUCAGCCAAGAGCCGGAUCCUCUUAUAUCUAUGAUCAAUGCCGACGGCAAGUUUUCACCGCCAGAGGUUCCGGUGGACUGGAAGUCGAGUAAAGAUCCCGAAGCCAGUCGGGACGCUUCGGGCUACAGGUCGACGGCCGACGCAGCAAAGUCCUCUCAGCUGAACCCAUUGAGCCGAGCUGCUAUACUGGGGGAGAAGCAGCUGCCCGGGAAGUCGGUCUUUGAUUUCCUGUCUGUCUCUGCAAGGGACCGGCUCGCGGCGGCGACUGGGAAGGCGGACCUGCCGGAAGCCAAAGGCGAGAUACCUGAGGGCUACGCGCUGUCGGAGGAGGAGAAACGGCGCAGUCUGUUGGAGAAAAUACCACAGUUAGACAAGCAGAGUGCCCUGGGCGCCAUGACUAGGGGUGCUGCGGGCGGUGGGCCGUAUGGUGACGACGACGACAAGCGAUCUCGCUACAGAGGUUAUCUCGAGCUGCAAGCUGGCUUGAGCAGCGAACCACCCCGUAAGCCGGCUAAGAUGACCAAUGACGAAUGGAUGCACGAGUUCCAUGAGUUCUACAGUGUUGCCAGGAUAUUCCGGCCAAUGACGGGUUCGAUGGCCUCCAGGUUCACGACAUCGUCAUCAUCCUCCACCCUUGCAAGCGGCUCCGACGGCAAGGCUGGAGACGCCGGCCUGCUCUCCAAACCACCGUCCAAACCAGAAGACCCAGCCGAGGCGGCGGCGAAGAUGGGCAUGUACGGACACAUGACGCGAUCCAUCCGUGAUUGGCAUCCAACACGGUUGCUGUGCAAACGGUUCAAUGUCAAGCCGCCAGCGCAUGUCCAGGCUGAGGCAGAUGUUGAGGGUACGGAAGCACAGAGACCAGCCGGACCCACGCCUACACCGGGUAUGAGCCAAGACACCUCGUCCAAGCCCCCUAAUACAGCGAAUGAACUCUUGCAGUCCACCAACCUGUCGAGGCAGGAGGUCAAGGUGGACAGCAGCCGGAACGAUGCGCUGGAGGCCAACCGGGCUGGCGAAGAGGUGUUUAAGGCUAUCUUUGGCGACAGCAGCGAUGAGGAAAGCUAG